Messenger RNA from Orussus abietinus, 1013 nucleotides. It is a transcript of the gene SmD1, whose product is annotated as probable small nuclear ribonucleoprotein Sm D1. The record is from RefSeq and is a predicted model, not a curated record. Gene Ontology annotation, molecular function: RNA binding. The coding region runs from base 303 to 674 and encodes 123 amino acids. Gene Ontology annotation, biological process: RNA processing; spliceosomal snRNP assembly. The transcript has 4 exons. Lineage: Eukaryota; Metazoa; Arthropoda; Insecta; Hymenoptera; Orussidae. Gene Ontology annotation, cellular component: U5 snRNP; U1 snRNP; U4 snRNP.
UGGACAGAUGCAGUGGACUAGAUUUUCACCGUCGCGUAUCUUCAUUUUUUAUGUAAAACUAGAAUUAAUAUAUUAAUUGAUAAGUCAAUUUAAUGAAUUGAAUUAGGUUGUCUGUCGAUCGUUGCUUAAUAAAAUGCUGUAACAGAGAUGAGUAUCUCUGGCUGUAACGACAAACUAAGUUUUUAAUGUGAAAGUUGGCAAUUCUACUCAACCGAACAGACGCGGUAAGAAGUAAAGGUUGUCAUCGCCUGCCGGUGUUAAACAAUUAAUUUCUUGAAUUUAAUAAUAAAUCUAUUCACGUCAUGAAGCUAGUGAGGUUUCUAAUGAAACUUAGUCACGAGACGGUGACGAUAGAAUUGAAAAAUGGUACUCAGGUCCAUGGAACAAUCACAGGUGUAGAUGUUGCAAUGAAUACACAUUUGAAGACAGUCAAAAUGACAAUAAAGAACAGAGAUCCAGUACAAUUAGAUACUUUAAGUGUGAGAGGUAAUAAUAUCCGUUAUUUUAUAUUACCCGAUUCGCUACCAUUGGAGACCCUACUCAUUGACGAUACUCCAAAGGCAAAAGCAAAAAAGAAGGAAGCUGCCCGAGGUGCUGCCAGAGGUCGUGGACGUGGUGGUCGAGGGGCACGUGGUGGGCGUGGUGGUCGUGGCAGAGGUCGUGGCAGGCGAUAAUAGUACAAAACAUUCUACUCUUUUAAUAAAUCGAUUUAAAGUCCAACCACGUUGCUUGGUACCAAAACACACAUCUAACAUAAUGAAGUAUUUUAUAAUGACAUGGUCUGUGAAACUCAUUCAUCCCACCAACUCGACAGUACCCAUUACUAUUGCAAAGUGAAAGCACAUUCAUGGGUCUUCUUCAGAGUCGACAAGAGAAUUAUGAGUACAAAUAUUUGAUAAUUUCGUAACUGCUCAAUAUUAUAGAACUGCAACGAGUGAGGUAGGGUAAAUCAACUUACGAGUGGCAAAAUUGUAUCUUGUACGGCUUCGGUUUAAUAAACAAUAUCGCUCUAA